Molecule: messenger RNA, 4042 nt
Organism: Patiria miniata (bat star)
Lineage: Eukaryota; Metazoa; Echinodermata; Asteroidea; Valvatida; Asterinidae
Exons: 16
Coding region: 16-3093 (1025 amino acids)
Biological process (GO): sodium ion transmembrane transport
Cellular component (GO): membrane
Molecular function (GO): ligand-gated sodium channel activity
Source: RefSeq, a predicted model, not a curated record
AAAUAUUGGCACGACAUGGAUGACAGAGUGACAGUAUUUGGGAAAGACAGCCGUGAAACGAUCGGCGCAUUAACGGUUAUUAGCAUGCCCGACGGCAGCACUCCGAUGGAGGAAACUCGGCAAGAUGAGCACAGUCAUCGUACAUUCGCUAACCGGUUCCAAGAUUUUGGCAACAGUACAACGUUUCAUGGUCUCAGCUAUGUUAUCAACAACAAACACAAUGGACCCAGAAGAUUGUUGUGGUUUGUGAUCGUAGUAGCCAUGUCAACCUAUCUCAUUUACAGUGUCACAUUUUCAGUCAUUACUUAUUUCAACUACCCCAUCACCAGUGCCAUCUCCAUCAACUACGUGGACAACAUCACCUUCCCUGCUGUUACUCUUUGUAAUUUCAACCAAUUCCGCCGAUCUGCACUGAAUACUGGUCAGUUAAAAGUCCUUAGUGAUAUCUAUGGACAUAAUCCCCCAGAGGAAAUCGACUUUACACCAUUUGAUGGAAGUCAAAACAUUGAUUUCAAUGAAAAUAAUUUAAAAGAAAUCUCCCAUCAUCUGGAUACAAUGUUGAUCGAUUGCAAAUGGAAAUCUUCUCAGAAAUGCACGGUUCAGAAUUUCACCAGUCGAUUCACUGAUCAUGGCCUCUGCUUCACCUUCAAUGAUCCUAAGGAUGUCGCAGAGGGAUUAGAAGUUAGUAAUGCUGGGAGGAAUGAUGGAUUGUUCCUACGACUGUUUGCUGAGACUAAUGAGUACGCAUUCGGUGAGAAUACUGCGGCUGGCUUUAGGAUUCUGCUGCAUUCCCAAGGUCUCAUGCCACUUGUGAAGGAACUUGGAAUCUCUGUGUCUCCAGGCUUCGAGUCGUCUAUUGCUGUCAGGAAGCAAGUGUUUCAGAAUCUCCGUUGGCCUUACCGGUCGAACUGUACGUCGUCUCAGUUGAGGCAUUCUACAACUUACUCUGUACCGACCUGUAAAUACGAAUGCAAGAUCAAGUAUAUCGCGGAAAAAUGUGGUUGCCGUGACUACAGAUGGCCAGGUACGGUGCGUUUUUGCCAACCGUUGGAGCAUUUCAAUUGCAUCCACAAGUACGAAGUUGAAUACCAGUUGCAAGAGAAGUAUCGUGACUGUCAUUGUCCUGUAUCGUGCAAGUUGACAACAUAUGACAGUCGUAUUUCUAUCGCUUACUGGCCAUCCCAUGUUUUGCCUAACCAAAGCCUCAACUAUACCAGGAAUAACUAUCUGGACGUGUACAUAUUCUACGAAGAACUUAUGUAUGUGAAUAUGGAGCAAAAGGGCGCGUACGAUUCGUACGCUUUGCUGAGCGGUGUAGGAGGUUACAUGGGACUAUUGUGUGGUAUGAGUCUUAUCACCGUGGCGGAAUGGGCAGACUUCAUUUUCAUCUCACUGCUUCAUAAAUUCAAACCACGAACGCAGAACGUAUACAAAGACAAGAGACAUUUGUUUUCCUCUAGUGAUUUUUUUAAAUUUUAUUACGCCGAGAUUGCCUUCAAUCUUCUUCAAAAGUACAUCAUUGUAAUAACCAAUAUGUAUGCUUGGAGAGAAAAUACGGUAACUCCAGACCGUUUGGAGGACAAAGAUUCUAUUUUCUCCAGCGGUAGCCAUGAUUUCAACAUUAGAUCCACCAUAAUUGACGUAGAUGUUAAGGAGACGAACAAGACCAAGCGACGAUGUACAACCUGUAAUGAGACUGACACUCGUUCAUUUGCUGAAAGAUUCCGAGAUUUUGCAAGCAGUACAACCUUCCACGGAAUCAGCAAUGUGACCAAUAACAAACAUAAUGGAUACAGAAGAAUUAUUUGGACGAUGGUUGUGCUCGGUAUGACAUCAUGGCUCAUCACCAGCAUUACACAAACAAUGAUUGAGUAUUUCCAAUAUCCAAUCAGCAGUGUCAUCUCCAUCAACUACGUAGAAAACAUAGCAUUCCCGGCCGUUACUCUCUGCAAUUUCAACCAGUUCAAAAAAUCGGAGUUACUCAAGGGCCACGCAGAGGUGCUUCAAAAGAUUUUCGGACCUGAUCCACAAGUUGAAGUUCUUGACGUGAAUAUAUCUGAUAUUCCAGCCUUUGAUCGGGAAACAUCGGAGGAAAUCUUCGCUGGCAUGUCCCAUCAAUUGGAAGAUAUGCUAGAAGAAUGCACAUGGAAGAGUAGCGAGAAAUGCACGGCCCAGAAUUUCACCCUUCGAUUCACUGAUCAUGGUAUUUGCUUCACCUUCAAUGAUCCAGAUAAUGCCUCAGAAUUAUUGCAAGUCAGUAAUGCUGGGAGCAGGAAUGGCUUGUUCCUACGACUAUAUGUUGAAACUGAUGAGUAUACAUUCGGUGAGAAUACUGCGGCUGGCUUUAAGAUGCUGCUUCAUCCUCAAGGCGUAGUACCUCUUGUCAAGGAACUCGGUUUCUCUGUGUCUCCAGGGUUCGAAUCCUCAAUUGCCGUUAGACAAACUCUUGUGAGAAGUUUACAGCUGCCGUAUAAAUCCAACUGUACUAAAUCAAAACUGACAUAUUCCAGCACAUACACGGUACCGUCCUGUCGAUAUGAGUGUAAGGUCAAGUAUGUCGUGGACAAGUGCGGAUGCCGUGACUACAGGUGGCCAGGUAUUACUAAGUUGCUAGCAUUUGUCUUGAGUCUUACAGGUGUCCAGCGCCUAUCUGCGCGCCACAGCAGCAAGUUGAUUGCGUGUAUCCACAGGAAGGUCAGCCCUUUUUCACGUUUUAACUUAUCCCCUGUUUUAGUCGAGUUUCAGCGACAAAACAUCCAAUGCACUUGCCCUGUUUCCUGCGAAACGACGACGUAUGAGACUCGGAUUUCUCUUGGCUUCUGGCCGGCCGGUCACGUGACUGACUUUUUGGAAUCGUCUUUAAACAUGACAGAGGAACAUGUCAGGAAGAACUACCUGGAUUUAUACAUCUUCUUUGAAGAACUGAUGUACGUGGAAAUCGAGCAAAAAGGGGCAUAUAGUGUAGCCACACUGCAAAGUAACAUAGGAGGUUACAUGGGACUACUUUGUGGCAUGAGUCUGAUAACUUUGAUGGAAUGGGCUGAUUUCACUCUGGUUUCAAUCAUCCGGAAGUGCCGAUCAAGUAAGAAGUAAUCGAGUCCGGUGGAGUAUGAUAUUAUGAGAAUGACUUUAAGAGACUUGUCAAAUAAACUAUAUAGGCCCUACCUUUCUUUCUUUGAUGAAUGUUAGGCCAAAGAUAGAGCCUACUGAAAUGAAACUGAAAAAUGUAGUCUAGAUGGUUUAUGAUUUAUCAAUGUUUAUUAUGAAAAUAUCUGAUUGUUGGAUUAUCAUAAUAGAUGAAUGGUCGAACUAUGGAUCGAGUUGUCAUGUCAUUAUAAGGCUGAUAUAUUAAAGGAAGCUUAUACUAAAAGAGGCUAUAACCUCAAAUUGUUGGUUUCAUCAUUAGAAAUAGAUCUGCAUCUUCAAAAACUAACCGUAGUUGAGAAAAUAUUAUUAAAUAAUUUACGAGUAUUAUCACUUUGAAGUCUUAAUCAGAUUAAUGUAACUAAAAACGUUUAUGAGUGUGAUCGUGUGUCGUUUUUAAUUAGAAGCAUAAGUUACUUGGACAAUUUUUGACUGAGAUCCAAAAAAUAUAUAAAUACACUAAUACGAAGCUGUAUUUCAUGCGGCUGUGGACGGCAAACUCAGUGUAGUAGAGAAAAUCAACACCUCAUCGAUUAUGAUUUAAUUUACAGAGUAUUUGGUUAUUUCUCUGAUGAAAAAUUUUUCAAAUUAAUUCUCAUUAAAUUAAUGGCUCCAUAUUUUUGUUAAUGGAUAUAAAUUAUGAAACUCUUGAGUCGUAUAUGCACGUAAGCACAAAAUAUUUUAGUUUUUAAAAUAUAAGGUCGGCUCGAAGGACACAUUUUCAGUGUUUUUAUGGCUUAGAAUUGUAACCCAAAGUCAUUCAAUUAUAAUUCACUAAUAUAUUCAUUUCUACGCACAUUUAAAAACUGGUGGAAAUAAAUAGCGCCACCAAUAACGAAGGCGUUCGUUUCUUAUUAUGUUGCACGCCACGUUCGUGCAUAACAUGCACAUGGAUCUU